UUCUCAUCAUGAUGUAUUGACUCGAAUUGAGGCCGAAUCGCAGAGAAUAUUGAUUUCUCAUUACUGUGUGUGUGUGUGUGUAAAAUCGCCUCUUUUUUACUCACUUCUGCAUUUAAACAACUAACUAUCGAAUUUUUAAAAUCUAAACAUCAUAAUUCUCAUUCAUAUAAACAUUCGGAUAAUAUAUAUAUAUAUAUAUUUACCGUAACAAAAAACUUCGAAGUUUGAAAAACAAACAUGAGUUUUGGAAAUUUUUUACGGCGUAUCUCGUUUGAUAGUGAAAAAAUUCACACAGAUUCACCAACUUCAUCAGAGGGUAACGAGACAUCUGGUAUGAAUGCCUUUUUCACGUCACCGAGUAAAAUUUUUGAAAGUGUUAAUGCAAAAACUGGUCAUCUUGUAUCAGAUUUAAAUCAAAAAUUGGACAUAAGUGGAAAACUUGAUUCGAUUAAGCAAGCCUCCGUUGGUACACUGGAACAAGUUGUACGUGGAUCAUCAUCAGUUGUAGUUAAUCGUUCGGAUAGUAAAGAUGUACCGCAGAGGGAAGAAAUCAUCGCCGGUGAAAACGCCGUCAAACCAUCAGAUAUUGAUUCACCCUCGUUCUACAAUAAAUCUAAGGCAGAUUUCGAUGUAGCGCAUUCAACGAAAUCAACAUCUCAAUUUUCACCGGCUCAUCAGUCUCAGACAUCGUCAUCAACUGCUGCUGGUGGUGGUAGUAGUAGUAGUGGAUUAAGACGACAAAGUACACAGAACACUCCUCGUCCACCAAGACCACCACCGCCAAGUUCUGCAGCACUGAGUAGAGCAAUGAGUUUAGAUGAAAACAACCUUUCUGCACAAAUGAAGACAAUUCGGAAGGGACAACCAACUGAUGAACAAUCUGAUGAUUCUCAUAGAAUGAAAUAUUCAGGAAAAGAUCGUCUACUGUCGAGUAAAGCAAUUGAAGAGUCAUGCAUACUACAGCAACCUGAUGCACUAGUUAUUGAAGAGGAAGAGAACAGCUCUGCUUCAGAAUACGGUGAGAAUGGUGAUCAGCCAAUUUAUAGACCAGAAUCCGAAUUGCCGAUCCCUGCAGAUAAACAAACUAGCAUUUCAAUAAGUCAUGCCAAGUCACCGGCAUCAUCAUCAAAAAGUGCAGCAGUUAGAGACGAGGAGCAGAAGGAGACAUCAUCAUCUGCCUAUCGUUUGACUUCAACAGAGCCUAGUGGAACGAAUAUAGAAGAAAUUCAAGAAUUUAUGGAAUUAUAUGCUUCAGCGCUAAUUAUCGGACGCUCUGACUAUAUAAAGAACAAGGAGAUUGAAUUACAAGAGUUAUUAACUACUCCUGCUGGAAGAAUUGGUUUUGUCAAUGCUCUAGAACAAGAGUCUCGUCGUACACAAGGUUUGGUAGACCUGCAAGCCUUACCGAAAUUACUCGAUCAAAUUGGACUGUUGUUAGUCGAAUGUCAAAAUGCUGAGGAUUUUUCACCAGCUAAAAAGCUUCUCACGAUAUCACUGCAAUUCUACACUUAUGAUCCUUCAGUGUCCACUGAUCGUACAUUUAUCUUUGCGUAUAUCAAAAAUCAACCAAUAUGGCAAUCAUUACGUUUUUGGAAUGCAUGUUUCUUCCAAUCCCUUCAAGAAGCCCGUUCAAAGGCAGAAGAAUCACCAUAUGAUGCAAGGAAAUCAGCUUCGACCACAUACGAUCAAUUGAAAUCAUACUUGCACACAAUGAAUGUGUUCAAUCUUCAUGAGACAAUAAAACAAGAAUUUCUACGGAAACAAGCUGAUCUGUUCAAUUUAAACGAUGAUGAAAUAAGUUCCCUGUUGUCGAUAAUUUCGUCAUCCGAUUAGCGAAUUAUUCUGUUUUCUUCAGUGGAACACAUGAUAGUCGUACAGACCAAGAAAUACACACACACACAUAUAUAUAUUUCUAUAUCUGAACAGGCGGGGAAUGAUUGGCGGAGCGGCUAAAUAUAAACUGAUAAUCAUAAUCAUACACAACACUUACACACACACGCACACACGCAGACACACACAUACACCCCAAUAUUCCGCUCUCUGUUUAUCACCUCCCCACGCCCGUUUUGUUUUGUUUUUAAUUAUCUUAGCCAUCGUCUGUUCUCCUCCGUGUUCUUCUUCUUUCUCUUGUGAAUCAAGUAUCACACUUCACUGGAAGCUGUGUGAAUCACGUUUCAUUUUUUUCCUGCCAUCAUUCUCUCUUCACUUUGAACUUGACUCAUCGAAAUUAGUGUAACACCGCAUCAAUCUGUUUUUGUUUGAUUGUCUCUCGUAUAUGCACACACACUCACACACACACACCGACCUUCCUUCAUCUCUCUUUACAUCUCGCAUCUUGUUUUAUGUAUAACUCUACUGUGUGUGUGUGUGUGUGCGUGUACGUGUACGCGCGAAUGAAGAUGUGGCAUUCAGUAGAUCUAUUCACGAUUGUCUACUUUCAUGAAUUCUAUUCCGUUCUGUUCAUCUUCUAUUUUCGUUUUGUUUUGAUCCACCCCUUACUUACUUACUUGAUUGAUUGAUUGACUCAUUGAUUUGAGUAGUCCGUCUCAGGUGUGUGUGUGCGUGUGUCUGGUGAAUCUACAAUUGCUCUCGCAGAGUUUCUCAUGUCAUUUUUCAAUAUAGCAUCUUGUGCAUUUACAAUACAUGCGCAUACUUACUACAAGUACACAUUCCAAAUAGAGUUUAGAGGGAAAAUAACGGAUUGUUUGAUACCCCCACCCACACACUCGCACACACACACACACAUCCGACUAAGAAAUCAAUCAAUCGAUAAAUGCACCAUAGUAAAACAGUACGUAACGUACGUACGUACGUACACAUUAUAUCUAAUACACAAUUAAAAUCUAUUUUCUCUUUCAGACUAUUUUAGCUUAACCUACUUACCUCAAUGUUACCACAAAACGUUUGUUUAAUACUACAAUACUGACUCCAUUGUGAUUAUUAUUAUAAUGAUUAUUUAUCUAAUCAAAUAUAUGUGUUCAACAAAAUACAAUAAUAUUCAU
This is a messenger RNA of Trichobilharzia regenti, 3002 nucleotides long. NCBI's taxonomy places the organism in Eukaryota, Metazoa, Platyhelminthes, Trematoda, Strigeidida, Schistosomatidae. The record is from the annotation of a GenBank genome assembly.